AUGGAAUUGCCGGACGUAUACUAUUGCAAAGCCAAGUAUAUCGAGACUGCCAGUGGGAACAAAGUAAGCCGACAAUCUGUGCUUUGUGGAAGCCAAAACAUCGUGUUGAAUGGUAAAACAAUAAUAAUGUCAGAUUGCAUUAUUCGAGGGGAUUUGGCCAACAUUCGAAUCGGUCGACACUGUGUUAUCAGUCAGAAAGCUGUCAUUCGACCACCAUUCAAGAAGUUCAGCAAGGGUGUCGCUUUUUUUCCACUACACAUCGGCGAUAAUGUGUUCAUCGAGGAGGAUUCCAUUGUGAAUGCGGCUCAGAUAGGUUCUUAUGUUCAUAUUGGAAAGAAUUGUGUGAUUGGUCGCCGUUGCGUACUGAAAGAUGCCUGUGCAAUUAUGGAUAACACGGUUCUACCACCGGAAACUGUAGUCCCACCAUUUAGUGUCUUCGGUGGUUCUCCUGGUCGACAAAUUGCUGAACUUCCCGAGUGUACACCGGAUUUGAUGAUUGACUUGACGCAGGGAUUCUACUUUCACUUUGUCCCGACCAAUGAUCCUGUGAGUGGAUCCUAA
Molecule: messenger RNA, 561 nt
Organism: Echinostoma caproni
Lineage: Eukaryota; Metazoa; Platyhelminthes; Trematoda; Plagiorchiida; Echinostomatidae
Source: the annotation of a GenBank genome assembly